Molecule: messenger RNA, 5439 nt
Organism: Schistosoma mattheei
Lineage: Eukaryota; Metazoa; Platyhelminthes; Trematoda; Strigeidida; Schistosomatidae
Source: the annotation of a GenBank genome assembly
AUGAAAAUUCGGGAACUUAUUGAGCAAGAAUUAAAGAGACCAGUGGAAGACCUACGUCUGAUUGAUCCUAAACCAUUACCAAAAUUGGAUUCAAUCCCAGGUAAUAGAAUGACUAGAAAAAUGUUUGGAAAUUGUCUUAUGAUUAUUGAAUUCUUACAUGCAUUCUCAGAUGUAUUAUGUAUAGACCCUGAGAUCAUUCCAAAUAUGGGAGAAUUGCAAUCUGCAUUAAUUGAUCGAAAUCCUCAAUGUCAACGGUUUCUUGUACAUUUGGUGAUCGGAUUGCUUAAACUCGCUGUUGAGGAUCCAGGAUUGCCAAGUCCAAGACUUAUUACUCAAUUACUUGGUCAGAAAUUUAAUGAAAUAGAAUUAAAUGAACAAACGAUUAGUAUCAUACUUCGAGUAUUUAUUAUUAGUCGAAAUGGUUAUGAAGAUGAUAUGUCGGAUUGGCUUCAUCCUCCAAUUCAAUUUAUUGAUCUUACUGGAGAACAACAAGCUAGUUUAUUAGCUUUCAUUUGUGAUGAAUUAAUUUGUUCAAGUCGUCUUAUAUCAACUGAAAUAGACAGAACAAUUGAACAACAAUCUUUGUUGAAACGUGAAAAAUGGAUUAUUGAAUCAAAAAUACGAAGAUUGCGUUUAUUGAUUGCUCAAAAACUGACAAUCACAGGGAAUUUAAUCAAUAAUACCAUAACAGAAUAUGAUAGAAAAGCAAUCGACAUGGAACCAACUGCAUAUCAAAAAAAUAUGCCAUUAACUACAUUGCCAAAACUCACAUCAAUGCCCAUAGUUGGUAAUUCUUGUGCAAUAUCUUCUACCUCAUUAUCAGAUGAUGAAGAUAGUACUUGUAAAAUAAGUGAACUUGAGGCUAAGAUUGAAUCACUAACUCGAAAAACAGAACAAAAACAAAGAGAAAUUGAUGAAUGUUCAUCCAGAUUGUCUGGACUAUUUCUUGGACAAGACAGAUAUUAUUGUAACUAUUAUGUUUUAAAACAUAUGGGCGGCAUUUACAUUGAAUGUGAAUCUCCUGGUAAUAUGUCAACAAAAAGUGAUUGUUGUGUUGAGUCUCUAACAACAGAAGGUGGUGAAAAUCCCAUAUUACCUAUUGACAGCACUUUAUCUGAACUUCCUGAUUCUCACCUUGAUCACAUUGUGAAUCAGAUAAAAGUACGCCGAGAACUUGCACAACAACGCCAACUUAAGUUGACUGUUUCCACAGCUAAUUCCUAUCCAUGCCAUGAUAUUCCUCUUGAAAAUAAACUUCAUUCAAAUUUUGAAAAACUGCAGCUAGAUGGUAAUUCACAUGCCGUUAUUUUAAAUCAAACAGAACAAUGUGAUAUAAACCCUGAAACAAUCUUAAAUGAUGUACAACUGAAGAAUUCUGAUCAUUUAAACGGCAAAGAUGUAAUAGAAACUGUGAAUGAAAAUGUUUGCCCACGAUCUCCGAAUUGUGUUCACAUAUCACAUCCUGAUAACGAGAAAAUAGUAGAAAAUUCUGAUGAUUCAAGUUGUAUAAGAGAUUCUUCGGGUAUUUAUUCCAAUUAUGAUGUUAAAAAUAUUUCUGAAGACAUAAAUUGUGAAUCCUUAGCUCAAAUACCUGAUAACGAUCCAAGCGAAUUAUCAACUGAGAAAUAUCCCGUCAUUACUCUUCCAAAAUAUCCUACGGAGUCUCAUUCAACACAAGAUGAUAAUAUAAAUUCUCAGUCAUUAGGAAGUUGUAUAGAUGAUACAAAUGGACCAGUAGGAUUCGUCUAUAAUCAUAUUUUACACAAAGACGACAAUGAAGAAUCAACAAAUCAGUCGAAGAAUGAUUUUGAAAUAAAAAUUAAUGUUACCAGUGAAGGUAUUUGUGAUUCAUCUAUGAAUCCCAUUCCUUUAAAUGAAGUUGAUGGUAUCGAAUGCAAAGAGGAACUUAAAGUUAAAAUAUCAACUCCCUUAACCAAUCAUGAUAAUAUAACUCAAGAUACUAUGAUCAAUAGAGAUAAUGUUAAACUAGAGGAUAAUAAUAGACAAACUAAUGAACAAGAUUGUCAUGAUAAACUUGUCAAUGAAAUUUCUUCAUAUAAAUUAGAAUCUUUCACAGAUAAGACAUACACUUUAGGACAACCAUUAGAUUUAUCAAAUAAACCUUUACAUUCAGAACCAUUUUCAAAUGAAAAUUUCAAUCAUGAAACACUUCCUAUUGAAUUUAAAUCAGAUUUGGAUGAUUUAACAUUAACCAAAAGUGUAAUGUUAUUUAUGAAUCAUGCUGGAAUCAAUUUACCAACCGUUGAUAAUCAACUAUAUUCUGAUUCAUGGAUUUCUAUCAUGAAUUAUUGUAAAUUUUUACUUAGUUCUGCUAUAUCAGAUGAAAUGGUUUAUUUUAAAAAUUCUAAUUCUGAUAAUGUAUCAUCUAUGAAUUUACCAUUGAAAGAAUCAAUCAUCAAAUUAAGAGAGAUGAUGUUAAAUCAAUUUAAAACAGAACCCUUAAAUGAAAGACAAAUGAUCAAUGAACAAACUAAUAAUCAUUAUCAAUUGGAUAUUGAUAUAACAGAAUGUGUUAAUAAUGAAUUAGAAAAUAGACGUAUUCAAACAAUGAAAGAAAAUUUAUCAUAUUUAAAAUUAAAAAAUGAUAAUAUACAAUCAAAUUGGUAUCAACUUGUAGAUAUAAAUAAACUUAAAGAUUUAUUAGAUGCUCUUAAUUGUCGUGGAGUUCGAGAAAAACAAUUAGCGAAAUGUAUUCGACGUUCAAAAGAUUUUAUAGAAUUGUCUAUGCAUGUAGCUUUGAAAAGAAAUUCCGACUAUGAAGUUGUUAAAUCUUUACCUACAACGAAAUUGAACUCACGGCUUAUGCAAAUUCGUACUCAUCGUCGUAGAGGAAGACGUAGUGGUAGAGGCCAUGGAACAACAAAAAUGAGUUCUGGAUUUUAUUACACUGGAGGUGGUAGUUGGAACUGUUUAUCUGGAAAAACUUCAAAUGGUUUUAUAUCAUCUUCAUCUUGGGAAGGAAAUAAUUCUAGUGAAAGUAAAGAGAUCGAACGUCUGCAUUCAUCAACUUCUAAUAUUUCUCGUUCUGAUAUUCUGUGUUCUAGUGAUGAUGGUUCUAGUGAUACUAAUAGUGGACUAACAGUCACAUCUUUAGCCGGUUCCAAACGCACUCUUGUAGACAUGUGUCGUGGUUAUCAUAACUUUUCACUUACGUCUACAGUAAAUCCAAUUGAAAUUAUCAGCUCUAAAUACAAAAUUUUUGAUAAUAAAGGGUUGAAAUGGGAGGAUAAUUCAACAGAAUAUGAAAAUUUUAUGAGUGAAUGUCAACUGCUUUAUGAUGUGGAAGCUCUCGAGGACAAAAUAAUAUAUGCCAGUUUGCAAACUAAAGAAUGGAAGAUUCCAAAUAAAACAUCUGAAGAUGAAAUAAUCUCUCUCAUUCCUCGUACUGAAGUCAAGAAAUCACGGUUUGAACACUGGCCACUGGAAUUGGCACGGAAUCGUUUAUUAGACAUUGAACGUCAUAUAGAACGCCGUUAUCUACUUCCACCAUUUAAUUCCGAAGUUCAUUUAAAUAUUAUCCCUGAAGUUGAAACUAUUGAUGUACCAUUUCUUCCAGAAGUACGUAGUAAUACAGAGUCUACAGAUACAGGGAUAGAAACUGAAGGAGAGUGCAAUGACAUAAAAUAUGAUAGAUGUGAAUUUAACACUGAAAUAGUUGAAGAUGAUAUUAACGUCUCUAGACAAAAUCAUGUACCACAAAUCCGUCAUGUAACCAAUAAACAAUCUAACUCAAACGAUCCGGUUGAUACUAGUAAUGCGUGUGAUUUUCAGCUUGAUGCUAACCAUCCAGAUGGAUUAAAUGGUCCUAUACAUGACCAAACAAAUAACAGUAUUCCUCAGGAUCUUAUGGAUUGGCGUACCAACCUAAAUCAAGCAUCUGAUAUUAACACAAUACGUAGUUGCAUGAAUCAGUUAGUUCUAGCAAUUGCAUGGGAUAAGUCAAUAAUGAAAGUACUCUGUCAGAUAUGCAGACGUGAUAACAAUGAAGCUUGUCUAUUAUUAUGUGAUGGAUGUGAUCGUGGUUAUCAUACUUAUUGUUUUCGUCCACAAUUAUCUAAUAUACCAUCUGGAGAUUGGUUUUGUUAUGAUUGUGUAUCAAAAGCAACUUCAAAACACUUAUGUUAUAUAUGUGGUGGAUCUGAAAUUGACGAUAUUCAACAACAAACUGAUAGUAAUUCAUCAAUUUCAGAAAUUAAACGAUUAGCAGUUUGUUAUCAUUGUUCACGAGCUGUGCAUAAUAGUUGUGCUCGACCAGCAUUUGUACGCAUACCAAAACAAUGGUAUUGUUCUAAUUGUAUAUUUUUAAAAUAUAUAAAAACAAAAGAUGAAAAUUCUAAUUUAUCUCUACAGAAAUCCCGAAGAAAACGCAAAGUAUAUGAAGAUACUGAUGUAAAUAAUAAUCAGAUGCUAAAAAGGAGUAAAAUGUGUUCCGCCUUGAAAUUAGAACAUCCAAGUAUGAACUCCUAUGAUGCAUUAAGUAUAGUUGACAGUAAAUUUACAAAUCCAAAUAGAAAAUAUCAAGGUUGGUGGAGGAAAGUCCAUAAAUAUCGGAAACGUACAGAGAAUAUUGAUAGCGGAACUAUUCCAAUUACUAAAUCCAAGAUAAGAAAAUAUAAGCCUAGAUCUCAUACUGAUUUAGAGAAUAAGAGACGAAAACCUAGUGCCUCCGAAGAAUUGAAUGAAUUUCCAUUGCGUAAAAAGCCUGGUAGAAAACCAACUUACCAUUUAAAUACACUGCCUACAAAACCCAAACGUCAUUAUCAUCGUCGAUCUAUAUUACUGGUAUCUAAAAAUAUAUCUGGAUCCCGAGGUCGUCCUCGUCGUCGCUGUCGCACAUUACAUCAGGAAAUAACAAAUGGCAAUGAUGAUAAAUCUUCUACCAUUGAUUCAACAGAAUCUAUACAGCCUUUGUGUCAAACUUAUCAGCCAAUGAAAUCCAAUGAGCUUGAAUGGUGUCGACGAGCUACAGAAGAUUUACUAAAUCAUGAAGCUUCUUGGGCAUUUCGUAAACCAGUUAAUCUAAAACAAGUACCUAUCUAUCGAAAAAUAAUUAAGCAUCCAAUGGAUUUAUCUACAAUAUGGAGAAAAGUACAGCAUCCUGCAGCAUAUACUACCUUCAGUAAUUGGGUUCAUGAUGUUCGUCUCAUUUUUUCUAAUUGUGAAUUCUUUAAUGAAGAUGAUUCAGAGGUUGGACGUGCUGGACAUGCUAUGCGAGCUUAUUUUGAAUCACGUUGGUCUAAAUUUGAUGAGAAAGUGAAUUUAAAUGGCCAUGAAGUAGAUGAUGAAAGUAAAUCUCAAAAAGAACUAAUGGCUACCAAUAGUGUUCCAGAGAGACUCAUUGCAAUUUGUGAAGAUACUACAGAAACGAAACAUCUCAACACUAUGUCUGUACAGAGUACUAGUGGUACUGAGAAUUGA